Messenger RNA from Purpureocillium lilacinum, 1089 nucleotides. RefSeq lists its product as uncharacterized. Lineage: Eukaryota; Fungi; Ascomycota; Sordariomycetes; Hypocreales; Ophiocordycipitaceae. The record is from RefSeq and is a predicted model, not a curated record.
AUGGAAAACAUGUCCACCCAAUCUAUUCUCCCCGUCGGCGGCUGGAAGUCGCUGAAGGUCAGGGUGAUCGGAAAGCCAGCCGUCGUCGCAAGCGGCUCUCGCCUCGAUCUAUUCUACCAAGCGCCCGACAUGAGAAUCUACCGCAAGUACAGGGUCAACGGAACCUGGGACUCGAGUUCCCCGCAACCCGUAAGCGACGCCGCCGUCGCCGGCUUCUCCGUCGUCUCCUGGGGACCCGGGCGGUUUGACGUCUUCGCGCGGUCGCCGACAGACAACCGUAUCCGGCAUUACUGGAAAGCCGCGUCGGACGCGCCCGACGAGAAGUUCAGAGCCGAACCGCUGCCCGGAGGCGGAGUCGCAGACUCGCAGCCGUGCGCCGUAACCUGGGGCCCCAGCCGCCUUGAUGUAUUUGCCAGGUUCAACGACGGCAACGUCUACCACACGCACAAGGAGGGCAGUGCUGACUGGCAGCCGUGGAGCAACGUCGGAGGGACGAUUCUCGGUCUGCCCUGCCCGGUGUCAUGGGGCCCGGGGCGGAUCGACCUCGCCGUCUGCGGAACAGACCACGCCAUCUACCACAAGUCCAAGGACGGCGACUCCGGCGCCUGGCAGCCGUCGCAGACCGGCUGGGGCAGGAUCACCGACGUAGGAGUAACGGCUCCUAGCAGCAGCCCCGUGGAAGUAAGCUGGGGACAGGGCCGACUGGACCUGUUCAUCCACGGAGCCAACGCCCUACGAGCCGUCUAUCACAAGGCGCAUGUGCCCGGCCAGGGCUGGGAGCCUUCCGUGACGGCGCUGGAGGCGGCCGCUCUUGGGGGCCAGUUCGCCGUCGACACGCUCCACGUGGUGGCGCCGAGUGCGGAUCGCCUGGAUAUCGUUGCGCUGGCUGACAGCGGUGAUGUUCACCACAAGGCUUGGACCGGCAGCGCCUGGUCUCCGGCGGGAGGCCCGUUUGCGAGUCUCGGCCAGCCGGACGCAGGGCCGAUUCGUGGGCCGCCGGUGCUGAGCCCACGGGGGUCGCAGGAGCUGAUGGUUUUUGCGGCUGGGCCGGGAGGGGAGCUGUGGUGCUGGAGUCAGGGGAGCCUUUGA